Messenger RNA from Cheilinus undulatus (humphead wrasse), 2736 nucleotides. RefSeq names its product leucine rich repeat and Ig domain containing 2 (gene lingo2). The record is from RefSeq and is a predicted model, not a curated record. The transcript has 2 exons. The coding region runs from base 102 to 1940 and encodes 612 amino acids. Gene Ontology annotation, molecular function: protein binding. Lineage: Eukaryota; Metazoa; Chordata; Actinopteri; Labriformes; Labridae.
AGAUAAAAUACUGAAAAUAGGGAGCACCACAACAAAAGAAAAGAGUGAAGAAUAGGCCAUGGCUGAGAGGAUGAUUGCUUCUCAAAGUGAACCGUGACAGAAUGGUCGACUGUAUGAGCAAAGUCAUGCUGCACACGGUCGUCUCAUGCUGGCAGCCAUUCCUGGGACUGGCUCUCGUGGCCAUCUUCGUGGGUUCUACCCUGGGAUGUCCCUCCCGAUGCGAGUGUUCGGCGCAAACCAAGGCAGUCGUCUGUCAUCGCAAGCGCAUGCCAAGCAUCCCGGAUGGUAUCCCAACAGAAACCAGGAUCCUUGACCUGAGUAAGAACAAGCUGACAAUGAUCAACCCUGAUGACUUUAUUAACUUUCCCGGGCUUGAGGAACUUGACCUCAGUGGAAAUAUAAUCAGUUAUGUUGAGCCUGGAGCUUUCAAUGCUUUGUACAACAUGCACUCGCUCAGUCUGAAGAGCAAUCGCAUCAAGCUCAUUCCUCUGGGCGUCUUCACAGGCUUGACAAAUCUUACUCGGCUGGAUAUAAGUGACAACAAGAUUGUCAUCCUCCUGGAUUACAUGUUUCAGGACCUGCACAAUCUCAAGUUUUUGGAGGUGGGAGACAAUGAUCUGGUUUAUCUUUCUCACCGUGCAUUCAGUGGACUAUUAAGCCUGGAGAUACUUACUUUGGAGAGGUGCAACCUUACAGUUGUACCCACUGAGGCCCUUUCCCACUUGCACAACCUGGUCAGCCUCCAUCUACGAUACCUCAGCAUCAGCACAUUGCAUCCCUACUCGUUCAAAAAGCUGUUCCGGCUGCGGCACUUAGAGAUCGAUAAUUGGCCUUCCCUUGACCAUGUGCCAGCCAAUACUCUGCAUGGCCUCAACCUGACCACCUUGUCCAUAACCCACACUAACUUGUCGUCCUUCCCUUACCAAGCUCUCAAGCAUCUGCCCUACCUGACACACCUCAACCUAUCCUACAAUCGCAUCAAGCAUAUUGAAGGAGGUAUGUUAAUGGAACUAGUCCGGCUACAAGAGCUCCAUCUGAUUGGAGCCCAACUCACUGCUAUUGAACCGUAUGCCUUCCAGGGCCUUCGGGGACUCAGAGUCCUAAAUGUCUCUCAUAACCGACUGGAUACUCUUGAGAAAGGUGUGUUUCAGUCCCCUGAAGCACUGGAGGUUCUUCUGAUUGACAACAACCCCCUUGUGUGUGACUGUCGUCUCAUGUGGAUCUUACAGAAAAGGCAUUCUAUCUUUGGGGAUUCACAGCCGGAAUGCAACACACCUGAGGGUAUACGUGGCAGACCUUUCAAGGAAUUCAAAGAGGCCCUCCUGUCUUAUUAUGUCACGUGCACAAAGCCAAAAAUACGUGAGAAUAAAACCCAAACCAUCACUGUGGAUGAGGGCCACCAAGCGUUGUUGCGUUGCAGUGCUGAGGGGACACCGAGGCCCAUUGUGUCCUGGUUGUCACCACGACGACGAGUCCUGACAAGUAGGAGCCAUGGCCGUGUUACUGUCCACAACAACGGCACACUGGAGAUCAAGUCCGCAGAGGUACAAGAUAGCGGGGUGUACCUUUGUCUUGCCUCCAACACUGCUGGGAAUGACACCCUGAUGACGUCAUUGGCGGUGAAAAGUCUGGGAUCGCUGUAUGCCAACAGGACCCAGUACUACACAGAUCCCAGUAAUACCACUGCCAAUGGAACAACCAGUGUGACCCUCGGUUUAGACCUCAAGACUAUUUUAGUGUCGACGGCUAUGGGUUGUUUCACCUUCCUGGGAGUGGUCUUGUUUUGUUUCCUGCUCCUUUUCGUUUGGAGCAGAGGAAAGGGGAAACAUAAAAACAACAUAGAUGUUGAAUAUGUGCCUCGGUCAAAGUCUAAUGGCACUAAUGUUGACUCGGCAGAGGGACAAGCUGGUCCCCGACGUUUUAACAUGAAAAUGAUGUGACUUAUUUUUAAAUCCAAAAUUCUGGAUUGUGAAAAUGCCCAAAGUACAAUGUAUUUUUUGAACAUAGGACUACUGAACUUUCCAUUGUUUUGGGGAGAGCAGUAGUGAAGUGAAGGGGAAGUUUCAGGGCAUCAUAAUAAGAAGAGCAGUACCUAAAAUCACUGGGAGUGGAUCAAGUGCUUGAAUACUGUGUUUCAAAUACCAGAAAUCAUGGUGGGACAUUCUCUUACAUAAUUGCCAGCGGGCAACUUCUUCAAAGUGGAUAAGGAGUAAAAUUUGCCACCACUGGGACCUGAUGGGAAUAGGUGUCAUUUAUCAGCUUUUUGAAAUUUAUAUGCCCUAAAAGAACAUUUCAGUUGGGGUUGGAUCUACAGACUCAGCUGAACCAUGUACAGUACAAAUUUGUAUCUAAGCUAUUAACCUACUUUGUUUAGUCUUGCGCCAUGCUUAUUCCAAGAAAAAAGAUCAAUGAAACAGUCCAUUUUUUCCUUUGUUCAGUACUUUGCAUAUGUGUACCUAAUGCUUCAUUAUGUACAUGUAUGUACAUAUUCAUUCAAAAACUAUUCAUAGCAAUAUUCAUGGGAUGCAUUAGCCAAAAUUGAUACACCCCAUAUGUUCAGCAAGAACAUUUCUCAGACUCUCAACAUUUUCAUGGAUCCAGGAAGGGCUUCUAUGGUUGAUUAUCUGUCCCUGCUCCCCCAAAUUGACUCCUAGAUAUUAAUAAAUAUAUAUUAUUUAUUGAUGAAAAUAAAAGAAAAAAGAUUUUAUUUAUGAAAACAUGUUGAGCAUACAAAAA